GUGACUUCUUGGUAUGAGAAAUGAAGGAAAUUUUUCGUGAUGUUUCUUUGCUUGCAGGAAAAUACGAGCUCGAUGCCGGAGGCUUCAGGGUCAGACGUGGGCGACGAGUCGGAUUGUCACCCUUUCGAGAAUAAGAUCGGCCUAGCCGAGGAUAUGAAGUUUCUGGCUAGUAUGCCGGAACUAUGUGACGUGACCUUCCUCGUCGGUGAAACCAAGGAACCCAUUUGCGCUGUGAAGGCGAUCCUGGCAGCUAGAAGUAGAGUGUUCCAGAAGAUGUUUUAUCAAGCGCCGAGUCCACAGCGAAAGAAGGAUCCACCACCAAAGGAGAACAAGAUCCGAUUGUUCCUGAAGAGAAGCUCUGAGCCGCUGUUGAAUCUGCAAAACGCAGCGCAACAGCGGUCAGGGUUCGCGCAGCAGUUGGCUCCCAUACAAGAGCCGAAUCUGCAUCAAACUGUAAUCAUCGAGGAAUUCGAGCCUGAUGUGUUUCGGCAGCUGAUCGAGUAUAUACAUACUGGGUGUGUGACACUUCAGCCUAGGACUUUGUUGGGUUUGAUGAACGCCGCAGAUUUUUACGGAUUGGAGCAGUUGAGGAAAGCUUGUACUGGAUUUGUGCAAUGUUGUAUAACAGUGGAUACCGUGUGUGCGUUAUUGGCAUCAGCUGAACGAUAUAUUCAGUAUAAAUGUACGAAAUCCUUGGUACAUAAGGUAUUCGAAUUCGUCGAUGAGCAUGGCAACGAAGUAUUGAAUUUAGGAUCCUUUACCCUGCUCCCUCAACACGUGGUUCGUUUAAUCCUGGCUAGAGAAGAGUUACGAGCCGAUGAGUUCACUAAGUUCCAAGCGGCCUUGAUGUGGAGCAAGAAGUACUGCGACAGCGACCAGAGCCAAGACCUGAAAGACGUGAUAUCCAAUUUUCUGGAAUACAUCCAGUUCCACAAGAUUCCAGCGAACGUGCUGAUGAGGGAGGUUCGACCCCUCGGCCUGGUCCCAUCCAAGAUCAUAGUGACCGCGUUGGCCUACCAGGCAGACCCGACCAGUGUCGACCCCAGAAGCUUGUCCCCCCAACGAGUGAAGCACCAGGACCGUAGUCUGUCGGUGCAGUCCUCUCUGCAGGACCAAUUCGGCAGCAACACCUCGCUGAGCUCGACCCCGUCGGACGAUGGGUCCGACGAGAAGCAACAUUCAGGUAAAUACGGCAUAGCAGAGCAGGAAAUACGGGAACAGGAACAGUGGCCCAAGCAGCGGCGCGAAGAUGAUGACCUGCAGCGCUUGAUCGAGCAGAGGAAUCAGUAUCAGUCGAUGAGGCUGGAGGACGAGGCGCAGCGUCUGCACGACGAACAGCUGAUCAGGCGACAGGAAGAAGAGCUGAGGAGGCAGGAGAUGCAGGAAGAGUUCGAGAGACGUCAGAGGGAGCAGCUGAAGAGGAAGUACGACGAAGAGUUGAAGAGGCAGCAGGACGAAGAGAGGCUGAAGAAGCAGUUGGAGGAGGACAACUUGAGGAAGAAGCAGGAAGAGCUGGAGUACAAGCAGGAGCAGGAGAGGCUCGAGAUGGAGAGACAGAGGCAGUUACUGAAUGCAGACCAGAAGCUGGAGAUGGAGAGGCAGAAGCAAUUGCAGGAUGUGGAACAGAAGAUGGAGUUGGAGAGACAGUCUCGGUUGGAGCAGAAGAUGGAGACAGAGGAAGUGAAAAAAAAGCAGGAAGAUUCAGAGAAACUGAAGUCUGAGGAUCUUGCAAAGGAGGGGGUAGUGGACCAACAAGAGGAAGAACAACGACCAGUGGAGAAGGAAGAAUCGCGAGAGGAACAGACUGCGAACCAACUAGCUCAUCCGACAAUCUCGAUAGAGGAGCAAGACUCGCAACAGCGAGUGGAAGAAGAGAAACAGUUCCAGGAAGAACAGGAGUUAAUAAAACGUCAGAGAGAAGAGGAACAACGGAGAAUUCGCGAGCAAAGGAAAUUACAGUUGCAGUUGGAAGAGCUAAAGGUUCAGUGGAAGUCGCAGCAGGACGUGAUGUUACGUCAGCAACAGAGACAGGUCCAGGAGACCAGGUACCAGGAGCAGUUGGAGCACAAGCAGCUACAGCAAGUGCAGCUGUACCUCGAAGGCAGGAAGCCAGUGGCAGAGAAGAAGCUGGAACAACGUCAGAGCGUGGAACGAAAGAAGACAAGGAAGAGGAAAGACGACAGGGUUGAGAUAAGAGUACAUGGAUCGCCGAAACAGGAACAGCGACUUCAGCAAACGGCGCCAGCAGAGGGCGUGACUGGUUUCUACAUAAAGCUAGUGGUGAGGCGGGAGGGCAAAGCGAAUUUGGUUUGGUUGUUCAAAACGCACAAGUUCUGAAUCGGUACCCUUUCGUUAUCUUCUUACUCUGAUUUGCCACUGUCGAAGCUUCUAAUUUCUGAGAGAAAAUUCAGUUAGAAAAUUAAGACUUUCCCGAAGAAGGCAGUUGGCCCAGAGCAUAUCGAGUACUCCUGUUACCUAAGUUAUGUCUUCAGACUUCUAUGUAACGAAUCGUUGAAUUUUUAUGAAUCUUUAUGGUAAUAUGUUGACGUAAUCUUAUCAUGAUCGUUAUCACGACUACUAGCUGGGAUUAUGUACAGAUACUUAUGAUAAGGCAGAUGUUUACCCUCGGUGAUAGUCUGCGUGUAGAUAAGGGAUGAUUAUGGGAUUGCUCGAAGACUAUUGUUCAUUCGUACAGUUCACUCGUUACGUCUCGACGGGGAAUUAUCGUUGCGUUGUUUAUCAACCAUUUGGAAUACAUUAUUUAGCUUCUUUCUCGUAAACGAAAAUGGAGAAGUGAGCACUGAAACGAAAUUUUUGUUUCCAUGAAAAUUUCUACCGAGAAAGUUCGUAUUGGAGUCGUUGUUCGAAUAAAACAAUUCUUACUGCGCACAGGAUGAACUUAUCCUCGGUAUAUCUAAAACAAUGAUUCAGUGAUGAUGAAUUCUGCUGCCAUAUGACGUCCCAACGCUUAUACUCUCUACUAUAUUUUCGGGUAUUCUCGUGUACAAAUUCUAACCUUCAAAUAGGUACUUCUUUCCUCUCCUUGACAAUUCGUGGACACCUAAUUAAUGAAAUCCACGAAGUAAAAGGUCAAACAUCGAAACACGACACUUAAAGCAUGAUUAAACAAAAUUUGUAAUAUCAUUUGUAAUAAUUAUUACAAAAUUAGAAAAUUAGAGAAGCCAAUUAUCUAAUUUUACAACGUCGUGCAAAAUGGAUCCCUGGCAAAAGUCAGCCAUUUUCAUCCCCAAGAAGAGAAAAUAGAAAUGAAGUGGGACGCCUGCAGGGUAAAUAUAUUUUCGCAAAUGCGUGGAAGCGAUGGGAAAUAAUUGGAAAAAUAAUUGGAGAAUUACUCGCACGAGGCUACUCGAUCCUAACGAGGCUAAUCUCACGGGUACCGCAUUACCAAGGAUUUACUCCGGCGCGUGAAAUUAUUCGGAAAAGUGGCGUGGCUCGAGGCUGUAGAUAUACGAACGACCCAGUGCACGACUGUUAUCGACACGGAUUUUACGAGUGUUAUUUUACAACCGACACCUUAACGACCACUUAUAUAUACAAUAAUGUACACGCGCCGGCUGUCUCUCGAAUUUCCAGCCACCUUUCCGAUCUAAUCAUUAUCAAUUACACGGUGUCACGCGGCGUUGGAGAACACGACAUCCGUCGACAUCAAUCAAUGCACCGUGGAACCGAGUGAACCGGUAUAACUUCGUUACGAUUAUUGUCGCGUGUACUUUUUCCAUCGUCCUCACGGCUCUGCUCAUCCCUCGAGUCGAGGGUUUAUCGACUUACCGAACGCUUCACUCUACCAAGAAAAUCUUCAACAUCCAUCCGAUCGCUCGAGGAUUUAUCGAUUUAUCCAACGAGAUUGUAUCGUCCAGCACGAAUGAAAUAUCUCUCGAUCGCCUGGUAUAAUGGGAAUUCGUGUACAAUCUUGUGGAAAACUAUUGGCGAACAGGAGGAACAGGAAGUGGAGGAAGCGAGGAAAAGGCAUGCUGUGAUUGGUUAUAGUAAUAAAUUCAGUUUUAAUAAGGCGAUUAUGAGGAUGGA
Molecule: messenger RNA, 4047 nt
Organism: Eufriesea mexicana
Lineage: Eukaryota; Metazoa; Arthropoda; Insecta; Hymenoptera; Apidae
Product: serine-enriched protein
Exons: 11
Coding region: 40-2337 (765 amino acids)
Molecular function (GO): protein binding
Source: RefSeq, a predicted model, not a curated record